Molecule: messenger RNA, 1296 nt
Organism: Cooperia oncophora
Lineage: Eukaryota; Metazoa; Nematoda; Chromadorea; Rhabditida; Trichostrongylidae
Source: the annotation of a GenBank genome assembly
AUGUUUCAUGUUGGAGAUAGCGGCGUAAAACCUGACGAACCAUACGAAUUCUUUAUUCUCUCUUCUUACUUCUACAGGACUUCAAAAAGCCUUGGUAACAACUCUGUGGCUUUGGUAUUUACUGGAGAUCUCAGAGCACCCAGACAUUUUCGAAGAAUUCUCCUGGUUGGAUGGAAUAACGAGACAAAUGUCGUCGUCAACGCAACUAUUGAACGGAUAACUCCACAUAAUGUUUGUCGAUGGAUUUCAAUAUUUUCCACUUCGAUUAUGUUGCCCAACAUGGAACGACUCGCUAUAUCCGCAGGAAACAAGCUGGUUGAGAUUCCAUUCCGUGAGCCAUCGGUGAAGAAGCAUAGUGUGGUAACCUGCAUUGCUCCGCUGUUUGGCAAUGAGCAAUGGCAACAGGCACUCUUCGCAGCUCAUAUUUACAAAAAAUUCGGGACCUACAUGCAUCUAUAUGUUCGUAGUAUGGUUUCUCCUGUUUACCAGUUGCUCAGAAUCUACGAAGAAGAGGGUUACUUAAGUAUUCAACCGUGGCUACGGGUCACCUUGCUCACAAUUGACGACAGGGAUUUCAACCCAAACAUCAACAUCGAAUUUCGGAAUCAGGCAGCCGCACAGACCGAUUGCUUGCUCCAGAAACCGCUUUCAUACAUCGCGUUCAUGGAUCUUGACGACGUUUUGAUUCCAAGAAUGGCAAGAAAUUAUCUGGACGAGUUCGCCCAUCUUUUCCAUUCAAUGCCAAAUGUUGCGUACAUUCAUUACAUGAAGGAAAACACAAGGCUAGAUGUCGUUACAAGGAAUUCGGGCAGCUUUUCACUGAGGGCGAUGCUCUCAACUAUUCAUUUUGAACAUGUCAGUGAAACUGGGAAAAUGGUUGCCGAUCCAUUGCAAGUGAAUCACACUUGGAUACAUUAUCCUAAGAAAAUCGCACGUGGAAAGGAUAGCCUUGGUAACAACUCUGUGGCUUUGGUAUUUACUGGAGAUCUCAGAGCACCCAGACAUUUUCGAAGAAUUCUCCUGGUUGGAUGGAAUAACGAGACAAAUGUCGUCGUCAACGCAACUAUUGAACGGAUAACUCCACAUAAUGUUUGUCGAUGGAUUUCAAUAUUUUCCACUUCGAUUAUGUUGCCCAACAUGGAACGACUCGCUAUAUCCGCAGGAAACAAGCUGGUUGAGAUUCCAUUCCGUGAGCCAUCGGUGAAGAAGCAUAGUGUGGUAACCUGCAUUGCUCCGCUGUUUGGCAAUGAGCAAUGGCAACAGGCACUCUUCGCAGCUCAUAUUUACAAAAAGUGA